Molecule: messenger RNA, 4256 nt
Organism: Leptopilina boulardi
Lineage: Eukaryota; Metazoa; Arthropoda; Insecta; Hymenoptera; Figitidae
Gene: dsb
Product: scavenger receptor class B member 1
Exons: 10
Coding region: 1409-3139 (576 amino acids)
Cellular component (GO): membrane; cytoplasm
Molecular function (GO): scavenger receptor activity
Source: RefSeq, a predicted model, not a curated record
GCCAAUUCACUAUCUCUUCACGACCGUACAACCGGACAAGAUCGCGUAACCGCGCACGUUUUCGGAAUAGGUUUUAUAUUAAAAUUAAAUUAUUUUUUUUUUUUUUUGUAAAUUUCGAUUAAUUUUUUUCAAUUUUUUUUUUUUCUGGGAAAUAUUUCUCUAGAUGUUGAUUUCUAGAUGUGGACAUAAAAUGUGCGUGUAUUGCAAUUGGAAAUUAAGAAUUUAUGGCAUCAGUGAUGAAUUUAAGACACAUUUCACAAAUAAUAAUAAUAAUAAUAAUAAUAAUAAUAAUAAUUCACGUCAGUGCGCAAAGUUGAUUCUCAAGUAAAUGGAGCUGCACGCAAACCGAGCAAAAGAAUGAACCACCGCGUGUCCACGACUUUACUUCCAUGCAUCGAAAUCACUUCGUUCACGAACUUCUUCUUGUGUUCAUUGAUUAAAAAAAAAAAAAAAAUAGAAAAUUUCUUUUGACUAUUUUCAUUUAAAAAAAAAAAAUUAUAAUUAAAUAAAAAAAGAGUGAAUUAAAUUUCUUUUGCUCGGAUUAGUGCAGCACUGAUUUUUCAAAAGUGUUUGAAAAAAAAAAAAAAAAAAAAUUUGCCGGGAGUUAUCAAUUAUAAAUAAUGGCGGGAAAUUUGAAUUUUUGAAAAAAUAUUUUUAAGAAAGUAACAGUGUUCUUUUUUUUCUUAUUUUUAAUAAUAAUAAUAAGUGUUUCUUGUUGAAUGUGUAAAUUGAGUGAAAAUUAUAGAACGUGUAUAGAGAAACUCACUGUCAUCGCAAGUCCUUUUUCUCUGAUGCCGUUGUGGGUUACAUAAAUGAAGGAUUGGAUUUUACUGAGCAGUUAAUGAACCCAAUGAACCCAGUUAAUCAUCUCGUAAAAAACGUUCGUCGAUAUUAUAUUGGAUAUUUGAGUUUUGAGUAUCAGGAACGUGAGAAUGGACCAGUGAUUCGGCCAGUGAUUAUAAAUUACUAUAAAUUAAUUUUUUAAUAUAUAAUUUUAAAUAGAAUAUUUUUUCUUUAAUAUAUGUUCAAUAAGAACAAUGUUGGGUGAAGUGACGUGACGAAAUUAGUUUUUUCAAGAAAAAAAAAAAAAUUAAUGGUGCUAAAUAAACUUUUAUAUAUAUAUAUAUAUAUAUAUAUAUUUAUUUCUGCAGCUAUUUCGAGAAAUAAGUUGCAAAUAAUUUCAUUUAGCCAAGAAGACGCUUAAAGACUGUAAUGAAUUAAAAAAAAGAAAAAAAAACCGAUUAUCAAUUUGCAAAGCUGGCUUUGCAUUUUUAGUUUGAAAAAAAGUGCCAAUUUUUUAGUAUAAAAGGGUGGGAGGGAGGAAAGAUACUUUAGCGAAAAAAAAAAGUUGAAGAUUGUAUAUAAAUAAUUUUGUGGUUCUAAAAAGAGAUAAAAAAAAGCCAACAAAAUGAGAUUCAUCACGUCCUUGUUUGGCGAUGGUUCACCGAAGAGGAUGGGCCGCCAAUAUAUGAAGGUGGGAAGAAAUGCACUCUUUGGAAUUAAACCCAAUCGAGAUGGGGAAAUUCCAAUGGAGAAGGUGCCCAAACCACUUAGUAUGCUCAUUUCAGAACGAGGAAAAUUCAGACAUAGUAGAUUAGCAGCUAUUCUUUUUGGUAUAUUGGCUCUUACUAUUGGCAUUAUCUUAAGCAGUAUACCCUGGGUUGAUUAUGUUAUUUUAAGACAAUUAAGACUAUGGAAUGGAUCACUAUCUUUUCAAUACUGGCAAAAACCCGGUGUUGUUCGUCUCACCAAAGUAUAUAUAUUUAAUGUAACAAAUGCUGAUAAUUUUUUAAAUUUUAACGAAAAACCGAAACUCCAAGAAGUUGGACCAUUUGUCUAUAGGGAGGACAUGGAGAAAGUGAACAUCGUUUUCCACAAUAAUGGCACAGUAACCUAUCAGCAUAAAAAAAUUUUGAACUUUGUCCCAGAAAUGUCGAAAGACAAGGAAUUACAAUUGAUCGUACCAAACAUCCCUCUACUAACAUUAUCGUCGCAAAGCAAAAGUCUUCCAGGAUUUAUCACACUUGGCAUAUCAAUGUUUCUGAGGAGUUUGGAUUUAAAACCUUUUGUUCCAGUGACAGCUAAGGAAUUGGUUUUUGGCUACGAUGAUCCUUUAGUUAGUUUGGCGCAUAGAUUUUUUCCUAAAACUCGAAGGCCAAUGAGCCGGAUGGGACUUCUUAUUGGAAGGAAUGGCACUUUGGACGAAGUUCAUACAAUAUACACGGGUCAUACGAGUAUGAAAGAUUUUGGAUUAUUAAAUAGAUUAAAUGGAAUGGAUCGUCUACCAUAUUGGGAUGAUCCACCUUGUAAUUCGAUACGUGCUUCCGAAGGUUCCUUUUUUCCACCACGAGAUGUAACUGGUGAAAAUAUUGUUCACGUGUGGGAUAAAGAUUUAUGUCGUAUUUUACCAAUUGAAUAUCGUGGUCCAUCUGAUAAGGAUGGAAUUAGAGCUGAUUUAUAUACACCGGCUGAUAAUGUUUUUGAUCCACCUAGUAAUAAGACACCUGAUAAUGAAUGUUUUUGUCCUGAAGAUCCAUCAACUUGUCCUCCAAAGGGUCUACAGGAUAUCAGUCCUUGUCAAUACAGUGCUCCAGUUUAUCUCUCGUAUCCUCAUUUUUAUAAAGCGGAUCCUAAACUUAUGAACGCCAUAUCAGGUAUGAAUCCAAAGAAAGAAUUACAUGGAACUUACUUUAAAAUACAACCGAAAUUGGGUGUACCAUUGGAGGGAAAAGUUCGAUUGCAGCUGAAUCUAAAAGUAGAGCAUCAGCCAAACAUUAGAGCAGUUUCAAAAUUUCCGGAUAUUGUUUUUCCAAUAAUGUGGGUGGAGGAAGGAAUUGAGGAAUUGCCACCAGGAAUAAGGCGAUGGGUCUACCUCUCAACAACAUUUGUCGAUGCGGCAGUUCCCUGCAUUGCUUAUGGUGUUAUUCUAGUCGGAAUAGUAACUUUAAUAACAGUUUUUGUUAAGGCCUAUAAUAAUGUUGUAUUAACACAUGAGGCCAUUGAAUUAGGCAAGAGAACAAUAAGAAGGGGUUCAUCAUUUUUAAUCAAUGGUCAACAUAGACUUUUAAUGGUCAAACAAGAAUCAUAUGUUCUUCUGACUGAUGAUGUCGAAGAUGGUAGAGCAUUGGAAGACAUGUGAUUAUUGUUAAAGUGUAAAUAAUUAUUAUUAUAAUAAUAAUUAUCAGUCUUAUUAUCAUUCCUUUGAUAAAAGGGAACAAAAAAAACUCUUUCUCUCUCCCCCGAGACUGUAUAUUAAUUAUUGUUCAAUUGUGUUUUUUUUUUUUUUGCAUUAAUUAUACAUGCAUCAAUCUUUAAAAGAUUUCUUGUCUUAGUUAUUAAGACUAUUUUUAUUGGCAAACAAAUAUUUUUGUCGAUUAUUAAAAAUUAAUUUAGGCAAAGUUUUUUCAUUUUUUUUUUUUUUUCUCUAUUUAGUAAAAAGAUAUAGUUAUUUCUACAGAUUAGAAAUUAUACAGAAAAAUGAAUUUUAAUAUAGGCCGUAUGUGAAAUAAAAUUUUCUAGAAAAUAUGCAUUAAAAAACCUAUAUAAUUUCUUGUUCUCCAGGUUUAUGUGUGCAGUUAUGAAAUCUGCGGAAAUUUUUCUAUAAUUAUACGUCAUGAUUAUUUUAUAACAAAGUUUUCUCAAAGAAAAAAAUAUUUCUCUAAAUACAACAAUUUUUUCUGAUUCUAAAAUAGAUUAAUUUUUAAGAAUUUUAAGUUGGUUUUUGGUAACUUUUAAAGCAUAUUAAAUACAUAUGUACAGAAAGUGUCUGUACUUUCUUUUUCAUUGCGAACAAAUUACAUAUGCAAUUCAAAAAUUAAAUUACAAUUUGACUUUAUGGCUGUGGAAAUAGAAAAAAAAAAUUAAAAUUCUAUCGUUACAUGUUUAAUUAUUUAGAUCUCUAUUAUACAAUUGCAAAAAAUAAUAAAAAUCAUCUUAUUUUAUUUUUAUAUUAGAUUGCAACGUCAACAUUUUUUUUUUUUUUUUGGGAAUAUUGAUAAAAUAGUAUAAAGAUAAAAAUAAUAAAUCAUAAACGACAGGUGUCGAGAGAAUUUAAUUUCUAUGAUUUUUCACAAAACUUAUGUAAGAACUUUGCGUUUAAUUAAAAAAAAGUAAUUAACUAUUAAAAAAUAGUAUGUGCUGUACAGGUACUCGAUGCUCAAUUGCUCAUGUCUGACAGAUUUAUAAUAAUAAUAAUUAUUAUUUUGAUAAGAAAACAAAUAUGAACAUUGCUCAAUAAUAAUUGUUUAUAUAUACAA